Molecule: messenger RNA, 5964 nt
Organism: Portunus trituberculatus (swimming crab)
Lineage: Eukaryota; Metazoa; Arthropoda; Malacostraca; Decapoda; Portunidae
Product: proline-rich protein 36-like
Exons: 4
Coding region: 2331-5357 (1008 amino acids)
Source: RefSeq, a predicted model, not a curated record
GACCUAUUUGAAAAAGAUUAUGUUCUCAUGCAUAAAAAGACAUUGCGAAUGUUACAUAGAAUUUCAGAUAACAUUCAGAUUACCACAAUUUCCUAAAAGAAGAAAAAAAAACUUAGGACAUUAUUGAUGAAAAUGGAGGUGGUUGAAAACUAUUGUAGAUCAUGUCCUUAUUUCUACGAUCUGUGACGUGAAGUAGUACAAGAAAAGCCCGAAUUUUGAAACAUUUUCCCCUCUCAUCCUCUCACUGCUUUCCAAAGGCUGUAGUUGAAGAUGCUCGUGAUUUUAAGGGUAUUUUUAUGGUUCUGGUGAUUAAUUGGCAAGAUUUCUAGUUUAUCAAAAGGGGAAACUGUCUUGAAACCCAGCUAAUCAUCUUUGUGGCCUUGGAACAUUGUGGUGAGAAAGCAAGGCGCCGUUGCUGAAGCCAGGCCGAAGUAGUAGUGUAAUAAUAAGAGUGGCAGUAACAAGAGGUAUAAAUUACAUGCUGCCUUCCUAUUCCUGUUGCUGUGUUGUUUAGUAAAGCAAAACAGCAGUGCAUUGUAAGGAUAUGACGCCUGGUGAUGGUAAUGGUGAUGGUGGUGGUGAGAAAUUGGCGCGUAUCCCUUCGUGUUUCCAUGUGCUGUGUGUUGGUGCGUGCUGGUACGAGGAAACAGUGAGGGUGUGUGGUAUGUGGUGCGUGAGUGCAUGGCUCGCUGUGCAGGUGGCGUGGACAGGUGAACAGGCCAAUACCCAGGAGAAAAAAAAUGCGGUUAUGUUGUGCCUUUAGAGAGGAAAGGGUCGUGUCUGCAGGAACGCCCCCGCCCUUCCCCUGACGGCCUCUGGAGCCUGUGUACUGCGACUGUUGUUUAUUCAUAGCUGUGUACAUUCCUUCACGGUGGCAUGUAUGUUAGUGAAAGACGGUGUGGCUGUAGUAGUAAAGGCAGCAGCAGGAGUGGAAGUAGUAGCAGUCGUGGCAGUGGUAGUUGUAAACCUCGUGUAGUUGUCAUGAUGUCAACAGCACAACACGAAGUAACGCAGACCGCCAUGGACAUAGCAGUAGGAGUAGAAGUAGAAGCAGUAGUGGCAGUGGUAGUUGUGAACCUCGUGUGUUGAUGUCUGUACAACACACGACGAGGAACGGAGAUACAAACACAAGGGGAGCAGAAAUACCAGCGUGUGUCGUGUCAGAUAAGAAUAAUGAGGAGUCAGGGUGUAGGAUGCGAUAAGGGACACAGAGGGCGGAAGAAGGGAAGGAAACAUCUCAAAAUAAAACGCCAGAAAAUAAUGGGGAGACAAAAAAAAUAAAAAACGGCCGAGUCAUUGAAAGAUUACACUAGCAAACGUGUCAAUUUUUGCAUGCAUGUGGAAUGUGAAGGUGGUGGUGGUGGAAGGUGGUGGUGGGACAAUACUUGAAGUGACAUUAUUGGUGAGGAUUGUGGCUCUAGUGCUGGUGACAUGGUAGUGAUAAUGAAAUAGUAAUAAAACCAUUUUGCAGGUAAUAGUAGUAGUGACAGGGUAGUGGUGAUGUUCUGGUGAUGAUGUUAAAAAUGCAACAUAAGUACUGGUGACAGUGAUGAGACGCGAUACCACUGACGUUAAUGGUGAUCUUAAAAUGGUGCCUGCAGUAAUGACCAAUGCACUAGAUCACUAUCACAUUCACUACUAGCCACAAGAUUCCGUCAAUAUCACUAUGAGGUUCUGCUGACGAAGGCGGUGAUGGUGGUAGUGAAGAUGGUGAUGGAGGUGGUGAUGGUGACAGACGGCAGGCACCACAAGUAACCCCGGAUAUAAAGCAGGCGGUGGUGGGGCCUUGUGGUGGUGUGGUGUCAGAAUGGCGCCACUGUGGUAGUGAUAAUGGUGGCUGAGUUGUUGUAUCAGUCACGCAGCGGCGGCGGGAGGUAGUGGCGGAGAGAAAGAGGGAGAGGGAGUGAGGGAGAGAGGUCUGAGAGAGUGAGUCGUGGCGCUUGGUGAUGGUGGUAUUAGUGGCACUGGACGGCGGUGGCGGAAGGAGUGUGGCUCUUCGCUCGCUGGUAGUGAAUGAACUGACUAAGGGAGACGUGCUUCGCUGCCUCACAUAUGCGGUGUAUUCAGUCAUGAAUCUGAUUUGAAUAAUGUGAAAGUGACAAUGAACUUCAGAAACACAAGUGAAGACAGAUACAGAUACAAAAAAAUGAAUGCAAGAAAAAGGAAAAGAAAACCAUAUUGAAUGAACAUUAGAGAGAAAAAUAACCAUAUACACAAGACUGAACAUUUUUGAAGUACGAUAAUUAUUAGAACUUUUACGAAACAAAUAUCAAACGAGACACAGAAAAGGACGUCAUUGUUUUGCUACAGUCUCGGAAUGAAAAGGAAAGAUGCAGUACAGAGGGAAUGGCGGUGGCAUGAGUGCGCGGCACCUCAAGGUUCGUGACCCGCGACACUUGCUGGACAGUCCUCCCCGCGUCCCGGACGCUGCGCCGCCCGGCACACCUUGUGACUCCCCCCCCCCGGCAUCCCCCGUCAGUGUGGCCGCUGUUGUCAUGGCCAACAGCGUGGAGGGCGCCGCACUGCAGCCCUCCAGGCAGCCCGCGGCCUCGGAGGUGGAGGUGGCGGCGGGGAAGGAGGAGCGGCGCCCCAGCGAGCCUGUCUCCAAGAAGAGGAGGUUGCUGCAGGCGCAGGACGAGAGUCAGGACAUCCUAGCGAAGGUGAUCUCUGAGGUGGGUAUUGAUGAUGACUCGAACUUGGUGGAGGGCGAGAUGGAGGAGCAGCCCAUCCCGGGCCCUGUCGAGGGCGUGAUGGGCCUGCCCUACACAAACGACGUGCGGCCCCCUCCCCCUGGUCUGCCUCUCCCUCCCAGGCUGAGAGUCGCGGACCCCCGCAUGCGUCCCACCUUCCCUUACCAAACCAUGGAGGGGCCCUACGUCAUGAGAGGACUGCGACCCCCUUAUCCCCAUUACGCCCCGAGGCCCAUUGACCUCCUAGCUCAGCAGGGACCCCCGCCACAGUACCGCCCAGUCUACCCUCCUGGUCCUUAUCAGCGGCUGCCGCCACCGCCGUCGCAGGCCAUAGCUCGGCUGCCCCUGGUGCGGCCAUCUGACCGACACCUGCCUCCACGCCACGUCUCUCCCUCUGUGCCCCGUCACUUCCGUCCGCCGCCUCUCCACACCUCACCCCCGGGCCCGCCACCGCUGCGCCAGACCCACGGGGUGCACCACGUCUUCGCCGCGCCGUCACACCGUCCUUUGCCGGGCUCCAGUCCGGAGUCUCCAACACACCUCUACCCGGGUCCACCGGUGCCUCGCCCUGAACUCAAGGAUUCCCACUUGCGUGAAGUGUAUGUUCCUGUUCUUUCCUUGCCGGGCGGCCCUUACGCCAACCUGCACCCCAGGAUACCCGAGGGCUUCACCAGGGUGCCCUUCGAUCCGAGAGCAGCGCCUAGGAGGGAGGGAGCUCCUCAUCAGAUGGUGGUGACGUCACGUUUGCCCCCGAGACCUGUCUACACAUCCGAGCGGCUUCCCGGUACUGAGCCAGCGUUACGGCCCCAACCUACGGGAGAUGAUUCGUGGAGACCCACGAGACGGGUGAUAGAGCCCCCACCGCCCUGCGUGGAGCUGAUCCCUCUCGGGCCUCUCCGCAGCUCCACCGCCACCACGUCUUUAUCGGAGGAUGGACGCGUGUCAGGCCUCGAUAACAAGCCUUCCGGUAGUUCCCCCCCACCGGAACCCAGGCCCCAGCAGGUGGGAGUGGAGUGUCGCAGGCAGUCAGCCCCAGCCCAGAAUGACCAGUGCUCGCGGCCCUCGCUUGCCCAACGCUCACUGUCUUCUGGCACGCCCUUGGGUGACACAGUGAAGGCCGCCCCGCUGGUUGAGGCGCUGCAGGUGGACGGCCGCGUGGUGACCAACAUUAUCACGGGGGACAGAGUAUACAAGGGUAGACACGUGCCGUUCAAAAGGAUUAAAAAGACAACUAAAUCGAGCGAGGAGGAGACGAGGCCAUCUUCCUCGAACAAUGACGCCACCGUCGAGAAAGAGGUCUGCAUUGACCGUGACGGAGGCGUAGUGACGCCCCAGAGUGGACUGCCCGCCGCUUGUGACGACACUGAUUCUCACCUGUCGCAGCCGACCAGAACCUCCAGGCCUGCCUCCGAGCCGCCUCCGGUAACCAUGGCACCGCCUGUCACAGGAAGGCGCCCUGCCUCAGUGCCUGCCGCGGGAACAACCUCUGUCCCGUGUCCACGGGGCGAGAUUCUGGAAGACGCGGCGUUCACGGAGCGCUUGCAAUUAGUGUUGAACGAUCUGGUCUCCGUACCCGGGGCCACUCAGCUUCAGGAACUGUCGCGCUCCCCCGCCAGGUUGCUGAGCACAGUGCUGAGGAGGUGGGGCGUGCAGCCCUCCACACACCCUGACUUACAGAAACGGCUACGGGAAGACUUCAAGACGAUGGUGAAGCUAUGCAUGCCGCCCACGCUGCUGCAGGACUUUGGAUGGGAGUCCUGCACCUCAGAGGAAAUUCUCACACAGCUCAUUCAGCUUUCCCAAAACGGUGACUUGGAGCGGCCGUCCAGCAUGACCAGCUCUAUCCCGCUGGACGAGACCCUGGACGAUGACGUCUUCAGCCCCUCCACGCCUCACUCCCAACCUCUCCACCCCUCACCAUCUGCCUCCCAGCCAUCCCAGCCCCCACCAGCCUCCCAGUCUUCUCACCCCUCAUCACCAGCCUCCCAACCCUCUCAGCCUCCAUCACCAGCUUCCCAGCCCUCCCAGCCGCCACCACCAGUCCCCAAGCUCUCUCAGACUUCACCAUCAGCUUCCCAGUCUCCUCAGCCUCCACCACUAGCACCUCAGUCCUCUCAACCUUCACCAUUAGCCUCUCAGUCCUCUCAGCCCCCAUCACCAGCCCUUCAUCCCCUUCAACCCCAACCACCAGGCCCACAGCCCUCUCGGACCUUACCAUCAGCCUCCCACUCCUCUCAGCCACCAUCACCAGCCUCCCAGUCCUCUCAGCCCCAAGUACCAGCCCUCAAGUUCUCUCAGCCCCCAUCACCAGCCUCUCAACCCUCUCAGUCCCCGUCACCAGCCUCUCAACCCCCUCAGCCCCCACCACCAGCCUCUCAGUCCUCUCAGCCCCCACCACCAGCUCUCCAGCCCUCUCGCUCAUCCCCACCAGCUCUUCAGCCCUCUCAGCCCCCACCACCAUCCCCCAAUCCUCUCAGCCCCACCAUUAGCCUCCCACCCCUAUCAGCCCCAACCAGUAGCCCCUCAAGCUUCAGUCCCCCAUCUCUCCUCACCGCCUGCCUCCAAACAUCUUCCCUCUCCCACUCUCCCCUCUCGUCCCUCUCACCUCUCACUCUCCUCCCCGCAGCCCCCGUAUCCUCCCCCUCCCCUCCAGUCCCCAACCUCUAGGCCCACUCAUCUCCCCCAGCAUAUUUUCCAGCCCCUCACCAUCCGGCGCCCUUCACACAGCCCCCCGCUAACCACCAGACACACACCACUCAGGUCACUCAUAUUCAGUCCUCUACAUCGCAGCCCUCUCAUUUCCCACUCGUGUCUCGUCACUCGUACCCCCCGCAGCUCACCUCUCAGCCCCUCCCACUCGCAUCCCGCCCCACUCACCCACCCGUAGCCCGCCAAACUGUCCCCCACUCAUCACAACCCACUCAUCUUCCACCACAGAUCCAACAGGCUGCUUAUCACCACUCCCACUCGUCCAGACCCCCUCCCCUGUCACUAGGUUCCCCUCAGCCCCUUCCCCACUCACCCAAUCCCACUCAGACCUCGCCACAUUCCCCGCAUACUAUUCCGCACUUUCCUACAAAAGCUGACAAAUUAUCCUACUCAAGAUUCCAGUACCACACGCAGCCUUAUCCUAGACCUCUUGCGUUUAGGUUCCCCACUAGCCCCUCGCAGCCCCAGCCCCCCCUUGGUGUCAGGAAUACUGCCAUCACGCCCCAGGAGUCUAGAGAACUUCCAUCAGCACCUUCGUCAUCAGCAUCAGCAACAGCAGCAGCAG